Molecule: messenger RNA, 2936 nt
Organism: Paramormyrops kingsleyae
Lineage: Eukaryota; Metazoa; Chordata; Actinopteri; Osteoglossiformes; Mormyridae
Product: heterogeneous nuclear ribonucleoprotein L-like
Biological process (GO): mRNA processing
Cellular component (GO): nucleus
Molecular function (GO): RNA binding
Source: RefSeq, a predicted model, not a curated record
GCAGUCAGCAAAAAGCCAGUGCAAUCCAGCGGAGGACAGUGGGACCACACAGGGAAGCUACAUAAAGUGCAUGACAAGCGCUUGGGGGACAAACAGAUGACCAUGGUAACCAAUCAGUGUCUGUAUUUCCAAGUUGCGAGACGAGCUCGCCCAAUCAGAAGCGAUAUUCAUGCGUACCGAGAGAGAUUGGCCCAAUGAGGAAGCAACGAAGCGUCUCCCGGCUGUCUAGGUUUGCGAUGUGAACAAAGGGAGUCAGUGCGCUUGGAAAGACGCGCUGCCUGUGACAGUCCGCUCCGUCUGAUGCACGCCGCUGAGAGCAGCGCUUAGACGCCUCGGCAGGGCUGUCCAAACCAUUCGUAACUUCUCUCAGUCGCUCUUGUCAGGUCUACGUGCAAAGGACAUUACUGACUGAGGCCAAAUCUCUGAUUUUUGAGAAUGUCUCUGGCCGAGGAGCGUGAGGAAGGGGAAUAUGAGAGAGCACCCAAACGGUUCAAGACGGCAGAAGCGGAGGAGGGCGAGGACUUGGAAGAAGGGGAGGACUCGGAUUCGGCAUCAGCCGGACUGAUAGGGGACGUGGAAGAUGUGCCCGUGCCAGGUGGGGACAAAAGGGCACACUGGUCAACAUCAAAAUGUGGAUCGAGAGGCAAGGACAGUGGGGAUGAUGCCCACAGGAUUGCCCCAUCCCCAGUGGUGCACGUGCGCGGCCUUUGCGAGUCCGUGGUGGAGGCCGAUCUGGUGGAAGCCCUGGAGAAAUUCGGCACCAUCUGCUAUGUUAUGAUGAUGCCCUUCAAGCGGCAGGCCCUGGUGGAAUUUGAGGGCCUGGAGAGUGCAGACAAGUGUGUGGCGUGUGGAACCAGUGAGGCCGUCUACAUCGCAGGCCAGCAGGCCUUCUUCAAUUACUCCACCAGCAAGAGGAUCACCCGGCCCACCAACUCGGACGACCCUAACAGCGGGAACAAAGUGCUGUUGCUGUCCAUUCAGAACCCCCUUUACCCCAUCACCACAGAUGUUUUGUACACGGUGUGUAACCCUAUCGGCAGCGUGCUGCGCAUCGUCAUCUUCAAGAGGAAUGGGAUACAGGCCAUGGUGGAGUUCGAGACGGUCCAGAAUGCCCAGAAAGCCAAGGCGGCUCUGAAUGGAGCGGACAUAUACGCAGGCUGCUGCACCCUGAAAAUUGAGUACGCCCGGCCAACACGCCUUAACGUAAUACGAAAUGAUAAUGAUAGUUGGGACUACACUAAGCCGUAUCUGGUCAGGCGAGAGCAGGGAAAGGGCAGGCAGCGGCAGGCUAUUCUGGGGGAGCAUCCGUCGUCCUUCAGCGACAAUGGCUAUGGGUCACACUGCCCCCUGCUGCCUCUGCCCAGCAAUAACAGGUACAAGAGAGGUUCACACGACAUCCCCGAGGUGGUGGCCUACCCACUGCCCCAGACCUCAUCCUACAUCGGCCACUCCUCCAGCUCGGUCGCCAUGGUGAGCGGCUUGCACCCCACCAAGAUGAACUGCACCCGCAUCUUCAACCUCUUCUGCCUGUAUGGCAACAUUGAGAAGGUGAAGUUCAUGAAGAGCGUGCCGGGGACCGCGUUGGUGGAGAUGGGGGACGAAUACGCAGUCGACAGAGCCAUCACCCACCUCAACAGUAUCAAGGUCUUCGGCAAGCGCCUCAGUGUCUGUGUGUCCAAGCAGCAUGCCGUCAUCCCCAGCCAGGUGUUCGAGCUGGAGGACAGCACCAGCAGCUACAAAGACUUUUCCAUGACCCGCAACAACCGCUUCACCAGCGCCGGGCAGGCCUCCAAGAACAUCAUCCAGCCACCGUCCUGCGUGCUGCACUUCUACAACGUGCCCCCCUGUGUCACGGAGGAGGAACUGCAGAGGUUGUGCUCCGAACAUGACGUUCCCGGCUACAUCAAGUUCAAAGUGUUUGAUGCAAAACCCUGCUCAAAAACCAUCUCGGGGUUGUUAGAGUUUGACAGUAAGACGCAUGCUGUGGAGGUGCUGACGGUGCUCAACCAUUACCAGAUCAGGAUACCGAAUGGCUCCAACCCCUACACCCUGAAGCUGUGCUUCUCCACAUCAUCGCACCUCUGAAGGCCGCCAGCGCCCCCUAGAGAGCAGUGGCAGUGUCGCAGGUGAAAGGGGGAGAGGGCCAGUGCAGGCCCCUUGUUCUCCUGCCCCCGAUUCAUAGAGAUCCUCACACGAGAGGGCAAAGCCAUGGACAGGACAUUCCCGCCAUCUCUCUUGCUUUUUUUCUUUAGUAAUAAAUAUCAAGCAACACUGAGUGAAAAGGAGCCCGCCCACAACCCCAUGAGUCUUCGGAGCUGUUUUCCAAUGUAACUCCAUUUGGACCAAGUGAUUUCAGGUGUUUGCCGAAGACAUAUUUUUCUCACUUUUAUCCCUGCAUCUAACAGUCCAGCUGGUCCAAGCAGCCUUCACUGACUAUCUCCAGUUUAGCAGAUAAGCACUGACAUCUUUCUUUUCCAGCUGUGUAACACUGACUGCAUUUUCAGGACUGGGUCGUCUUUCAUCCACAAUGUCAGUGCCCCGCGGCUCCCAGAUUGAUACUUCAGGAGGGCAGUAUGUGUAUAGACUGUAAUCAUGUAGACCACUAUGUAAUAUAUGAAUGUGUAUAGAACUUAAGGGCAGGGGUGCAUCCUGUUAUGACCUGGAGUCUUACUGCAGGAAAGUGAGAGCCUUUGCUGUCUAUGGGCAGGGGACUUUUUUGAGCUCUAGUGUUUCUGGCUGGAUGUUUACAGGGAGAAUCCCCACGCCCGUCUCUCCGUCUAUCUGUCGGGUCCCCGCUGCCGUUCUCACUGUGAGUCUGCCGGUCGUUAAACAUUCACCAUUCCUGUGCGGCAUCACGCCUUCCUUCAUUACAGUGUUUUCUCUGUAGCGCUGGAUUGUCAGGAGCUCGUUGUUUCGAAAUAAAGCGCUAAACUUGG